GACACCAGAUCUGAUCACUCGCUGAAAGAAGAACUCAAGUUUUAGGAACUCUCCGACAAAAAAACUAUGCAAGCAAUUGCAGUUCGAGACUAGCUGUAUGCACCUUUGAAAGUUGGCUCCACCUGUUAAAUAUCCAUUUAAAAGUUCUGCAUUAUUCAUUUCUCACCAAACAUACGAGGGUGUCUUCUGCAUUUGAGACAAACACCCUGGAAAGAUUGUCAUUCGGAAAACCGUUUCGGAGUUAAGUUCGAGAUCUUUUAGAAACUUAAGAUUUCAGCAGACUGAUUGAACCUACCUUUUCAAAACAACAGCAACAUGGCAGACACGGAAAUGGGGGUAAAAGAUGCAGGAGAUGCGAAAUCUGAGAAAACAUUCUGUCAGAAGUUAACAGAAUUUCUCUUCAAGAACCUCCUCCUUAUUCUCAUGAUCCUGUCCCUAAUUCUUGGAUGCUGUGUUGGUUUUGGGAUCAAGCUCGGAUCUGAUCGCGAUUUCACUUCGGACGAGAUCAAAUAUAUCAGCUUUCCAGGGACAAUCUUUCUCAACAUGCUCAAGGUGAUGAUCAUCCCCCUGGUCGUCACCAGUUUGAUCGCCGGUAUGGCGUCGCUUGACAGGCAAGCCUCGGGCAAGCUGGGUCUCCGAGCUGUCCUCUACUAUUUCACGACCACUUUUAUCGCAGUCAUCCUCGGGAUCAUCCUCGUGAUGACCAUUCAACCAGGCGCUCGAGGAAGCAAGGACGACAUCGACUCCUCAGGCGACGUCGAAAGUGUCAACACGGCUGAUGCCUUCCUCGAUCUCCUGCGGUAAGUUAAAACAUCCCAAAGUCCAAUCCUCGCGACUUCAUCAAGUCAAGCUCAAACGAAGUAUUUAAUGCCUAAAACUAUUCUUUCAAACGUUGUUUAAUCCGAUAGUUUUAAACAUCUUCCUAAUGUUAUGAAUGAUUGCAUUUUACUUUUGCUAAUGCAAAAGAUACUUCUUAAAGGUUGUCUGUCGAAAGAUUAGCCAUUCUUUUACAAUAGUGUGUUUUCUUGAAUGUCUUCAUACUAGGUGAGAGAGAGAAAAAAAAAAAUCAGAUUUCAUGAACCCUUAAUCGUUUUCUUUAAAUGAAAUUUAUACGGGGUCCCCUACAAAAAUGGGAUGGGAUCUAUCAAAUAUUGUUGUAUUACUUUCCCCGAUCACCAACUCCCCUGUUAUAUAAGCCAUUUGAAACAGACCUCAUGUAAAUAUAUAUUAUAAAAAUAGAAGGUUAUUAUUGUAUGUUUGCUUAUAUUAUCAAAAUAAUUAUAGUCAGUAAUGAUCAGUUAGUCCAUUCAUAUCCGUUUCGAUUUCUUUCAACGUUGUAAAUAUUAUUGUUCAUGGCACUAGUGCUAUCAAUGCCAGACUAUAAAGUAAUACAAAAGUGAAACCAAUACUUGAGAAAAAAAGACAAUUUCUUUUAUAAUGAGAAUACUUUAAAAUCAUUUCUAGAUUAACCGGAUCUGCAUUAUUUACAGGAAGUUGGAAGGUGAUUAGGAAAUCCGAAUAAUUAUUUGAGGAAAAAUCUUUAUAAUCCCUAAAUUAUUUCAAGGCAAUUUCCUAAUUCCGUUCUCUCCAAGAACAAGCAUGCAAUAUCAAUACACUUUGUGUUCAUAUUUUUCUAUUUCUUUGUUGUUUAUUGCUAAAGGUCAUGUUUGUGUACUUUAUGUGCAUUUAUGUUUGCAAUUGUUUAUGAUGCUGAUUUGUUGCAAUAUUACAUAAGAGUAUGUGAAGGUCAUGUAUCAUUAAGUUAUUUUCAUGUUGAAUUGACAUGUACUCUUGUAUAUAUUUUGAUAUUUUGUGAUAUUUUGUUUGUGUUUUUCAAUCAUUUAACUGUAUGAAACUGAAGAAGAUGG
This is a messenger RNA of Lytechinus pictus (painted urchin), 1868 nucleotides long. Its product is annotated as excitatory amino acid transporter 1-like. Gene Ontology annotation, cellular component: plasma membrane. Gene Ontology annotation, molecular function: L-glutamate transmembrane transporter activity; glutamate:sodium symporter activity; neutral L-amino acid transmembrane transporter activity. The record is from RefSeq and is a predicted model, not a curated record. The transcript is spliced from 2 exons. The coding region runs from base 316 to 804 and encodes 162 amino acids. Gene Ontology annotation, biological process: L-glutamate transmembrane transport. Lineage: Eukaryota; Metazoa; Echinodermata; Echinoidea; Temnopleuroida; Toxopneustidae.